Lasiosphaeria miniovina is the source of this 1140-nucleotide messenger RNA. Its product is annotated as glucosamine-6-phosphate isomerase. Gene Ontology annotation, molecular function: glucosamine-6-phosphate deaminase activity; identical protein binding. Lineage: Eukaryota; Fungi; Ascomycota; Sordariomycetes; Sordariales; Lasiosphaeriaceae. The transcript has 4 exons. The record is from RefSeq and is a predicted model, not a curated record. The coding region runs from base 1 to 1140 and encodes 379 amino acids. Gene Ontology annotation, biological process: N-acetylneuraminate catabolic process; carbohydrate metabolic process; D-glucosamine catabolic process. Gene Ontology annotation, cellular component: cytoplasm.
AUGAGGCUCAUCAUCAGAGAUGACGCCGAGGCUGCCAGCCUCUACGUGGCCAACUACAUCAUCGAUAGGAUCAAGCACUAUUCUCCCACACCGGCCAACCCCUUUGUCCUGGGGCUCCCCACUGGAUCCAGUCCGCUCGGCGUCUACAGGAUCCUCGUGGAGAGGUACAAGGCUGGAGAGAUCUCUUUCGAAAAUGUCGUCACAUUCAACAUGGCGAGUCCAGGCGAUGAGUACAUCGGCAUCCCGCGGGACCAUCCCGAAAGCUAUCACAGCUUCAUGUGGAAGCACUUCUUCUCGCACGUCAACAUCCACCCGAGCCGCGUGCACAUUCUUGACGGCAACGCUCCCGACCUCGAGGCCGAGUGCGUUGGCUACGAGGCCAAGAUCCGCGCUGCAGGCGGCAUCGACCUGUUCCUGGCCGGCAUCGGCGAGGACGGCCACAUCGCCUUCAACGAGCCCGGGUCCAGCCUAGCCUCGCGCACCCGCGUCAAGACGCUGGCUUACGACACCAUACUGGCCAACAGCCGCUUCUUCGGCAACGACCUCACCCAAGUUCCUCGCAUGGCCCUGACCGUCGGUGUCCAGACGGUUCUCGAGGCCCGCGAGGUCAUCGCCAUCAUCCUCGGCGCCCGCAAGGCCCUUGCCCUCCAGCGCUGCGUCGAGCAGGGCGUCAAUCACAUGUGGACCCUCUCCUCCCUGCAGCUCCAUCCACAUCCCAUGAUCGUCUGCGACGAGGAUGCUACUCUUGAGCUCCAGGUCAAGACGGUGAAGUACUUCAAGAGCAUCGAGCAAGUAGCCUGUGCCCAGGGCUUCGAGCAGAUCUUGCCGUCUAGGAUGCGGACAGGCCCCCGGCAAGCGACAACAUCGACGCCACCGGCAUCGCCUAAGACCAUCAUCACCCCUUCCGUCGAGCCCGCCGAGGACGUAACGCCCGAGUCUCCGACCAUCUUCGCCCCGCAGCCAAUCACCUCGCAGUUGCUGCGUCCCCAAACUCCCGCCGCCGAGUACCCCGUCCGGUCCGUGUCACCUGAUCUCGUGCCGGACCGCAUGGCAUCUCGUAUCCCCGACCCACGAUUUACCCGACGCUUGACCCCGAAUCCCGAGCAGCAGCAGAUGGCCGCCCUCGUCCUUGGCGCUUAA